Messenger RNA from Theobroma cacao (cacao), 1382 nucleotides. The record is from RefSeq and is a predicted model, not a curated record. Lineage: Eukaryota; Viridiplantae; Streptophyta; Magnoliopsida; Malvales; Malvaceae.
AAAGCGCCAUAAACGGGGACAGAGAGGGAGACUGGGAGAGUGAAAUCCCAUCCCUGCUUUCGCUUUCACCUUUCAAUGCUCUCUCUGUCUCUCUUUCUUCAAACAAAACAAAGCCUUCUUCUCAAGCUUCGUUGUCUCUUCUGCUUUUCUCUCUUCUUACUUAUUUCUUCCUUUCUCUCAAUUUUCCUUUUUUUUUUCUUUAAAGUUGGUAAUUUCAGUCUGAUUAUCAAUCAAAACCCAGAAUUUUUGCUGUCAACGUUGAUAAUUUGCGCUUGGAGUUUUAGUAUGAAAAUGUGAAGAACAUGUUGCCAAGCCAGCUUGAUGACGGGGAGCUGUGAUUCAUGCUGCUUUGAUUUCUAUUCGAUUUUUUGUUGAUAUCAUUUGUUGCAGAACCGCUAAAAUUGGCUUGGACGAAUAUUAAAUGAAAUCCAAACUCUGCUCAACUUACAUAAGUGGAGUUGGAGUAGAGGUUAAACAUGAAUGGGAAUAGGCAAAUGGAGGUGCAUUACAUUGACACGGGCUUUCCUUACACUGCUACUGAAAGCUUUAUGGACUUUUUCGAAGGUCUUACACAUGUCCCUGUAAAUUACACUCACACUGUACCGAUGCAGGAUCAGGAAAACAUAUACUGGUCAAUGAGUAUGAAUGCAUACAAAUUUGGAUUUUCUGGUCCCGAGAGUACCUUUUACAGUCCAUAUGAAGUAAGUGAUCAUUUGCCAAGAAUGGAUGUCAGCAGGAGGACUUGGGACUACCCAUCAACGCUGAACUCUGAAGAGCCUGCAACCAUAGACAUGCAGCCUGGAGGAGAAGCAGUUGUGGGCAUCCAUGCUAUACCUGAAGAAUGUAUUACAAAUCAUCAAAGCAAUAGUAAUUCUCAGGUUGUUUGGCAAGACAAUAUUGACCCAGAUAACAUGACCUAUGAGGAAUUGCUUGACUUAGGCGACACAAUUGGAAGCCAAAGUCGGGGUCUAUCCCAGGAGCUUAUUGAUUUGCUUCCAACCUCAAAAUGCAAGUUUGGAAGCUUCUUCUCAACGAAAAGAGAGAGAUGUGUGAUCUGCCAGAUGAGGUACAAAAGAGGGGAGCAGCAGAUGAAAUUGCCAUGCAAGCACGUCUACCACUCACAAUGCAUCACCAAAUGGCUUAGUAUCAACAAGAUAUGCCCGGUCUGCAACAACGAAGUAUUUGGCGAGGAAUCAAGGCAUUAAGACAUCGAAAUUAGCAAGUUUUAGAGUAACAUGGCUCGACUUCUUCUUUUUUAUACUUGUCAUUUAGCUACGUUCUGUUCCUUUCCAUUUUUCCCUGUACACAUAGGGCUAGUGAAGGACAUUUUUCUUGUUCUUUAUAUAAAUCUUUUUUCAGUAAAAGAAAAAGCCAUAUUUCCU